GAUUGGACGUGCACUUCCGGCACGUUCGCCGAAGAGGCGCAAUCAGGCUGCGCGUUGUUGCGGCGUGUGCGUGCGUGCGUGCUGACGGACUGACGGAGCCGGUGCGCCGGUAGCCUCAGUGCUGUACUAUGGACCUGCGGAGCAGUGCUGAGACAGACCCGGAUCUCUCCGAAUACCACGCCGGCUCCGUCCUGCCGGAGCUGCAGUCCAGGAAGCAGGAGCAGGAGAAGCUGUCGGGGGUGGUGAAGAGCGUGCACCGAAAACUCCGCAGGAAAUACAUUGAAGUGGGAGAUUUCGAGAAAAUAUGGCGUGAACAUUGUGAAGACGAGCAGACUCUCAGCGAAUAUGCCAUGGCCAUGAAGAACUUGGCUGACAACCACUGGGCGAAUAAAUGUGAGGGUGAGGGGCGCAUUGAGUGGUGCCGCAGUGUUUGUCAGGAGUACUUCCAGGAUGGAGGGAUGAGGCGAGUGUUGGAGAAGGAUGAGAAGAGUGCUAGACACGCCGCAGCUGGGAAUAACGCAUCUGCAAACUCUCUACCACAAUCGUCCUCUUCAAGCUCAGCGUUCCAGCUUGGGAGGAUACGGCUGUUGGAUGUGGGCAGCUGUUUCAAUCCCUUCCUGAAGUUUGACGAGUUUCUGACUGUCGGUAUCGACAUUGUGCCAGCAGUAGAGAGCGUCUACAAAUGCGACUUUCUCAACCUGCAGCUGCAGCAACCUCUGCAGCUGGCCAGCGAUGCUUUGGAUGCCUUCCUGCGGCAGCUGCGUGGCCCCAUUGACGCUUUACCUGCCCAGCUGUUUCACGUGGUAGUGUUCUCCCUGCUUCUCUCCUACUUCCCCUCACCCUACCAGCGCUGGCUCUGCUGCAAGAAAGCACAUGAACUCCUGACCCUGAACGGCCUGCUCCUCAUCAUCACCCCUGACUCCUCCCACCAGGGCCGGCACACACUUAUGAUGCGCAGCUGGCGAGUUGCAGUGGAGUCUCUGGGCUUCAAGCGCUACAAGUACGUCAAGUUCUCCCACAUGCACCUGAUUGCUUUCCGCAAGGUGUCGCUCACCACCAUCAGCGACCUGGUCAGCCGCAACUACCCGGAGAUGCUUUACAUCCCACAGGACUUUAACACGUUCGACGAGGACGGAUUCGCAGAUUGCUACGAGCCUCCACGCUCCGAUUUCGAGGACGACCAGUUGGCGUGUAGCUUUGCGGAAUUGCCAGACACACCGUACGAUUCGGACUCGGGCGAGAGCCAGAGCAGCUCAGCUCCCUUCCACGAGCUGGAAGACCCUAUUUUGCUGCAGAGCUGAACUUGUUUACUGCCCCUUGUGAUAUUUAGUACCCUACCUUCGUGCUGCCAAAAUUGCUGUGCUGCAUUUGUGUACUCGACCCCUUUUUAAGCAGCAAACCGUUUGCACAGAGUGAAUGAGGACGUUUAAGUGGGCGUUGAUUUUUAAGAGUGUGCAAGACAUCCCUUUGAAGACAUGUACACACUAAACAGAUUAAGUCUUAAUUAAGAAAGUGAGGUUUUGUAACAGAAGCAGUUAUGUGAUUUCAGGUCGAGGAAGAUUUUGCUCACUCACUUUGGCUGUUUUCUCAUUUAGAAUUACUGUCAACUGGAUAAACCGUUUCAAACUAGAAUAACUUAUACCUUAGGCGUAGUUAUUGUCGGUGACAAAAAGUCCAAACUUUUGGUUGGAGUUACCAUGCUGUUUUGGACUUUUUCCGCUGAAUUCCAAAAAAGGAGUUCAGCCAAAAAUGAACAUUGUCAUCAUUUACCCAUCCUCAUGUCAUUUCAAACCUGUAUGAAUUCUGCCUUCUCUGAAAUGCAUACAUUUUCACAUUUUUACUGAAAGUUACAUUGAAAUGAAAGUUACAAUGAAAGUAAAUGGGGUCCAAAACAGUGUUGUAAGAUCAAAAACAGUUAACAUUGAAAUAAAAAAAAUUCAUACAGUUUUGGAACAUGGUGGUGAGAAAAUUAUGACAAAAUUUUCAAUUUUUGCGUGAACUAUCCAAUUAAUGGUUUGAUUCUUAGCAAGUUUUCACUGGACGUUUUAGAUGUCAAUUUCAGCCAUCUGUGCUACCGACUUUUUGGAAUAGCCUUUAUCAAUGAUAUUUGUAGCAUUUUAAGUGUCUGCAGAAUUUGUGCGUGUUUGGUUAUGUGACGUUGUAACUGUGAAUGUGGAUUUUUCGCUUCAACAAGGUACAAAUCAUGCGAAGUAGUCAUAGUUUUUUAGAACAAACAAUCUUGCAGGUGACCAUAUUGGGUGCAUGCGUUGUGGUUUCUAACCUUGCGAUCAAACGGCCUGAAAUUAGCUGCGUGUCUGCCUUCGUUUUCGUUUUAAGCACUAAUGUAACCAGUAAUUUCCAAUUACUUGUCAGUAAUAUGUAGUAUGGAACAGGUUAGAGUUCUCUGCGUUUCGCCAUAAUGUGACUUUAUUGAGUAGGAUGAUUGUUUACUCUCGAAACCUUUGGUUGCUCUAAAUCUACUUCCUGUAUCGUUAUCUGGUGUAUAUCCCAUUAAGUUUCAGUACAUUAUUUUAGUUACUAAAUUACUGAAUAUAACUUUUAAGGUACAAAUGUUUGGAAAGUACUCUGCCAGAUAUUGAUUUCAAGUACUACAAAAAGAUUGUUGCGUAUCACUGUACGUUUUUAGCUCCUGUGUAUGUAACUGCAGAAUUUGCUAUUUUUUUUAUCCACUCCAGGUUCUUAAAAACACUAUUUUGACUGUCCAAGCACAUAUUUGCAUGUUUUCAAUAAUACCCUCCUUGUGGGUUGACAAAAUAUUGAUAUUGGCAUCAGCAUUUCAUUAGAAUAGCAAUACAUUCAUAAUCAUAAACAGUCAAAAAUUCCCCAUAUCACUGUAACCUGGCAGUUAAAUUGAGUGACUGAUAUUAGGCACUGUUUUCUAUUGAAUUCAUGUAGUUAUCGUUUGGUAAACCUGAUGACAUGAGAAUAUGCUGUGAUGGGUCUUUACUCUUGAAGGAGUGUGUGAGAUGUGCAUUGGGGUUCUGUUGAAGUAUAUAUGUGAGGUUUUGGUGUUAGGCACUUUAAAUGUGUUGUAGGGUUGCCAAAAAGUGUGGAAAGUUUUGAAAUGGUUAUAGAAUUCAGUAUGUGAUCUUUCAGGGUAUCAGAAAAAAAAUCCUCCUCAAGGUGCCUUCAAACCCAAAUUGUAUUUUUGCAUUUGUGAUUUUAUAGACUGGAUUCAAGAACAGGCUACUGAUUGUCAUUAGGAAGUGAUAAUUUCUCUCCCACAAUAAACAUACAUACUUUCAGCAAAUUAACCAGCUCUUGGAAAAAAUGUACUAAAAUACUGCCCUAUUAGCAAUAGUAUUUAAAGGCAUUCUUUAGUCCGUACUCGAUUUAUAAAUCUGACAACAAAGAUGUUUUAAAACCAUUUAAAAAAGAAAAAAAAAGCUUUGUAUUAUAUUUUUACUUGGUGGUGUGUUCAAACAUUCACAUAUCAAAUGUCUUUGUCUUCACCGGGCUCUAAUCCACUGUUUGCAUGAUUGAUUUUCUUUAUCAGUGUUAUGAUGGUUGACUCCCACAAAACCAGACUAUUUGUGAUGAAUAUUGUUAUUCAUCUUUUAUAAAUAAAGGUUUUGUUGACUUC
Molecule: messenger RNA, 3604 nt
Organism: Sinocyclocheilus anshuiensis
Lineage: Eukaryota; Metazoa; Chordata; Actinopteri; Cypriniformes; Cyprinidae
Product: probable methyltransferase BTM2 homolog
Exons: 5
Coding region: 129-1301 (390 amino acids)
Biological process (GO): negative regulation of TORC1 signaling
Source: RefSeq, a predicted model, not a curated record